UCAGCGCGAACACGUUGUGGCGCCGAAAGCGAAGCCGACGUCCGCAUCGAUCAGAACUCUUUUGCGUCGGAGAUUUGAAUUUGUUUACAAAUGUAUAAAAUUUUUUGAACAUUUAUUAUAUCUUUAGUGGACAGUGGAAACGUUGAAUUGUGUUUGUGAUUGUUUUAAAACAUUUUAUUUUACUACCACAUAACUAUUUAUGUGUGAUUUUCUUGAUUGAAGCGGAGAAGUGAAUGUGAAAAGUUGAAAACGCCCGGAAGGACGGGUCGGCUCUCCCUUCAUAUUUCCGCAACAGGUCUAUAAUGACUGUAAGAAAAGGAAGCCGAAGUGGAGGUUUAGCAUCAAUAGUUUUAAGACAGAAACUCCACAACUCCAAUCAGCAAGUGGACGUAGGAAGUGUUAGCAAGACUACUAUUUACAAUUUCAACGUCAUCGUUGGGUUCAACGACAAAGACCAACUACAGUUAAUAACUAAAGAAGAAAGCAAUGAAGAUGAUACGCAAAAGCUUAAAGAUACGAAGAUUGGCAGGCACGAAAAUAUUUCAAUAGACGAUAUAGUCGACUGUGCUAAUAUUGAUAACUAUCCAAAUUGUGAAAACAUACUAGUCUUCUACAUUACUAAGAGCCCAAACAAAGAAGCGAUUGCUCUGAGAUUUAAAAACGAGCAGGAUUUUAAGAGAAUAUAUUUCACGUAUAAAUAUUUCAAAAUGAGAAAUAGAUUAACGAGAAACGCGACAAAUUACUCUAGUAACGAUACACUGUUUUCUAAAAAGAAAAACACUGACUCGUACCGAAUAAAUAGUGUUGAUGAUUAUAAUCAUUACGAUAAGACGCGUUCCGAUUUUGAUCUGAUGCAAACAAUUGAUAGCGAUGGGAUAACUCAUAUAUCUGUACACCAAAAAGGAUCGCGCUUCGAUCAACCGUUGAGUCUGAUGGGGCUUAGAAAUGAACGAGAGGCAGGAGAAAUAGAUAGUGUUAUUUACACAGAUAUAGAAAUACCGAGUAAACCUGAAAAGAAGCGACUAUUCCACAAGAAAGCUAAAGCCCCUCCACCACCUUUAUUACCAAUUAAUAAAGAAACUCCUAAAGUUCUCAAAGGAGAGUUUGUGAGGGUUAAUGUUGAGAGAUCACCAGACGUGAUACCAAAGGAAAAUAAGCAGAACAAAAUACCCGAUAUCCUCAUGUUUAAAGACAGUAAAUCUAAAAAAGGAAGUCCGAACAGCAACUUGUGGACGAUCAGCAAUAAAGUAAACAGCGGCUACGAAUCGGACAGAGAAGAAUGGGGAAACAGUCGGUCACAGUUCUCAACCAGAGCCUUUGAUAGCCUCGCGCGUCCAACUAAAAUAGCGAUGGCGCUUACGCUGAAAAAACCCCAAAGACUCGAACCAGCGCCGCAAUACUACCGCCUGACAAGUGAAACGAAGCCAAAACUUACACCGUUGCCCUUCAGACCAAACAACUUCCUCCAAAGACCACCAAGAUUACCUCGUCCCAAUACAGACAUCAAAAGAAACCUAAGCACAGACCAUAGAAAGUAUGCUUCGCUACAAAACUUAGAAAUCCCCAUGAAACUUAGUGAACCCAAAAAGCAGCAUGACAAGAAAGCUAAUUAUACAAAUAUCUCCAAUAGAAUAACAGGUUUGACGAAUAAAUUAAGAGAUUUAAGUAAUGGCAAUACUAUUGGCAGGUUCAAAGCACAAUCCCAUGGUGACGUAGCUAAUUUAAAACCAGUAUUGAAGGUGAAUGUGCACGACGGAUCAAAAAGAUCUGUUGUGAGGACAUGCAGUGCUGAACCACCAAAGAAAGUUACGUUUAGUGCCUUCGCCACGGUUCAAGUGGUUUAGAUUCAUAAUCAGUAGUUUUUUUGAAAUUAUGAGUUUACCUAUGAUUAUAUCAAAAUAAUUACUAUACCUAUCGAAUGUUUAUGUAAUCAUCAUAUAAUAUUAUCUACUACACCUUUUCAAUUUUAUAUUCAACAAAUAAGAUGUUAAAUAAGACGUAGAAUUAAAUUUAAAAAUCAUUAAAAUUAUUUAAAUAAAAAACUUUGAUUUUGGGAAACUGGGCCGGGAUUGUGUUAAUAUUUAAUAACAUACAUACUUAAGUAUUUUCAAGAAACUAAGGUAUGGCUUUGGAGAGGUGUGCAUAUGCUAUGUAAGGAACAGUGUUUUGACACUUUUGCAUUCUUCCUCCGAAAAUCCUAAUACAAUUCUUAAAUAAUAUUUUUGUUUGCUUACUGUCUGUUCGUUAUUAAUUGUUCUCUUAUUUGUAUACGUGCCUUAUAAAGGUUUAUUUAAGGUAUUUAAGGAUAGUAAAAAUAAU
This is a messenger RNA of Pararge aegeria (speckled wood butterfly), 2319 nucleotides long. RefSeq lists its product as uncharacterized. The record is from RefSeq and is a predicted model, not a curated record. The transcript has 3 exons. Lineage: Eukaryota; Metazoa; Arthropoda; Insecta; Lepidoptera; Nymphalidae. Bases 303 to 1844 code for a protein of 513 amino acids.